UGUGCUGUGCACAUCUCUCUGUGCAAAUUAGUCUACUAUACAUGCUUUAUUUUAUUAAUUUAAUAUUUAACUCGUGUUAUCUUAUUAGAAGAAAAUAAGUAUUAUUGGAUCUUAAUUAAUAAAUCUAUCACGCUAGUACUCACAUACAAAUUUUAUUUAAACUCUGUAACAUGCUUAUGGAUUUGACUGAUGAGCUUGAACAAAGCGAUAGCGGAAUGGAAUCUUUGACGGCGAGCAAAGAUGAUACUCCAGAACGUAAUCGUAGACCCGAAGAUUCCUUUAUAACACCAUCGCUAGGAUCUUCUCCCAGCGCAAGCACACCUCUCAGUGGUCCUGUGAAGGAGUAUGAUGACGAGCCAGAUGAAACUUUAUCCGAACGAUUAUGGGGAUUGACUGAAAUGUUCCCUGAAUGUGUAAGAAAUGGCACCCAUACAGUCACUACAAAGACAUGGUCUGGAGUUAAAUCUUUAUAUGGCAUCUCUCGCUCCGUUCUUUGGAUAGUCGCUAGUUCCUCAGUAAUCUUGUUUGCUCCUGUCAUCUUCGAAGUAGAAAGAGCUCAAAUGGAGGAAAUGCAAAAAACACAACAGAAACAGGUUUUAUUGGGAACCAAUGCUGCCUUGUCAGGACCAAUGCCGAAUUUGCCGCCCAUACCCCGAUAAUGUACCAAAGUCAAAAAUGUUAUUGAUACCAUCUGUUUUCAACAUUAUUAAUGUCUAGAAACCUAAUUGUCAUGAAUGCUUUAAUGUUAGUUAGUUUUAUGUAUAGAACUGUUAUGUAACAUGGAAUUAUAUUUAUCACAAUCUGAAAUCAAAUUCUAAUAUAAAUCCUUAUCAAAAUAUCUAAAUAGCUCUAAAUUGCAUUUAACCUAAAUCUAAUUAUAAAUAAUGCAAACUUUAGCUUAAAUAUAGAUUAGAAACAUUGUUUAGCAGUUUUGUUUAAUGAUGAUGUUUUGGAAAGAAAUUAAUGUAUGUAUGCAUAUAAUGAAGUGGGGAUAACUUGUCCUGAUUAUAAAGUUUGGGAGUCAUUAGUCUAGAAAUAAAGGCACUGC
This is a messenger RNA of Achroia grisella, 1048 nucleotides long. It is a transcript of the gene mge, whose product is annotated as mitochondrial import receptor subunit TOM22 homolog. NCBI's taxonomy places the organism in Eukaryota, Metazoa, Arthropoda, Insecta, Lepidoptera, Pyralidae. The coding region runs from base 171 to 659 and encodes 162 amino acids. The record is from RefSeq and is a predicted model, not a curated record. Gene Ontology annotation, biological process: intracellular protein transport. The transcript is spliced from 5 exons. Gene Ontology annotation, cellular component: mitochondrial outer membrane.